This is a messenger RNA of Fibroporia radiculosa, 384 nucleotides long. RefSeq lists its product as uncharacterized. The record is from RefSeq and is a predicted model, not a curated record. Lineage: Eukaryota; Fungi; Basidiomycota; Agaricomycetes; Polyporales; Fibroporiaceae. Bases 1 to 384 code for a protein of 127 amino acids. The transcript has a single exon.
AUGCCUGCUUCUGGCCGUCGAUGCUCCCUUCGCCAGUUCCAAGAACUUGCAGGCACCCUGAACUGGUCAUUUAAUGUUUUUCCCCUUCUUAAGCCUGGCCUUUCGAAUCUCUAUGCGAAGAUGAAGGGUAAAAACGAGCCCAAUGCUCUUAUUUUUGUUAAUAAGGCCAUCAAAGAUGAUCUCACCUGGCUCGUGCAACACCUACAUGCAUCUAGUGGUGUUUUCUUCAUGGGGACGGAGAAAUGGGGUCCUCUUGACUUGUAUCGUGGAAACAAGGAGGAUGAGAUUGCGUAUGUUGACGCCUCUGGCGCUGGCUUGGGUCUCUUCUUCCCUUGGCUCAAAGUUGGCUAUCACUGCGAUCUCCCCAGUGGUAAUCUCAACUGA